Molecule: messenger RNA, 2063 nt
Organism: Carica papaya (papaya)
Lineage: Eukaryota; Viridiplantae; Streptophyta; Magnoliopsida; Brassicales; Caricaceae
Product: cytochrome P450 CYP72A219-like
Molecular function (GO): oxidoreductase activity, acting on paired donors, with incorporation or reduction of molecular oxygen; monooxygenase activity; iron ion binding
Source: RefSeq, a predicted model, not a curated record
GAAAAGAACGAUUGGGUACAAAAACAGAUAUUUUUAUGGAUUCUAAUAACGUGGUACUUGCUACUUCUGGAAUCUGCUCCGGGAGAAAUUUUUGAAGUUUGCUCCAGCAGACUUUGUUGCGUUUUAUUCUUUUCCUUUGUUUUAGUGUACGCUCAUGGAACUCCAAAUUUCAUUUGGAGGACUCGCCGUCUGGGUUGCUUUGGCUGCAACCCUGGUACUGGCAUGGAGAAUACUGAAUUGGGUGUGGUUGAAGCCAAAGAAGCUGGAGAGGUGCUUGAGGCGACAGGGUUUCUCCGGAAACCCAUAUCGGCUUCUUAUCGGAGACCUUAAAGAGAUGUCCAACGUGAUAAACCAAGCAAAAUCCAAACCCAUUAACCUAACCGACGAUAUUCUCCCUCGGGUCUCCCCCUUCUUCUGCGACAUGAUGCAGAAAUAUGGAAAAAAUUCUUUUAUGUGGCUCGGAGUGGUGCCGAGGGUGAAUCUGACGAAUCCAGAACAUAUUAAAGAAGUAUUUACCAAGAUCAAUGACUUCAAGAAGCCAGGUCUGAACCCUCUGGCCAAAUAUCUGCUAACGGGACUUCUGUUUCACGAGGGUGAGAAGUGGGUCACUCAUAGAAGAAUCAUUAAUCAAGCCUUUCUACUAGAGAAGCUCAAGAAUAUGGUACCCGCAUUCUACAAAAGUUGCAGUGAUCUGAUAAGCAAAUGGGAUGGGUUAGUUUCUGUGGAAGGAUGGUGUGAGUUGGAUGUAUGGCCUUAUCUCACGGAUUUGACGAGGGAUGUGAUUUCUCGGGCAGCAUUUGGGAGUAGCUAUCAGGAAGGCAGAAGAAUUUUUCAGCUCCAAGAUGAACUUGCAGAACUUACAGUACAAGCUCUACUAUCCUUUUAUAUUCCAGGAUGGAGAUUUGUUCCAACCAAGCUUAACAAGAGACUGAAGCAAGUUGACAAAGAAAUACAAGUUUCACUAAGAGGAAUCAUCAGCAAAAGAGAAAGUGCAAUGAAGGCAGGGGAGGUUGCAAAGAAUGACUUGUUAGGUAUACUUUUGGAGGCCAAUUCUAAAGAAAUUCAAGAACAUGGAGAUAAAAAGAAUACUGGAAUGAGCAUUGACGAUGUGAUCAAGGAGUGCAAAAUAUUUUACUUUGCCGGCCAAGAGACAACAUCUGUGUUGCUUGUUUGGACAAUGGUUCUAUUGGCACAACAUACAAAUUGGCAAUCUCGUGCACGAGAAGAGGUUUUGCAAGUCUUCGGUAAAAAUAAACCCGACUUUGAUGGACUGAAUCAGCUUAAAGUUGUAACAAUGAUCUUGUACGAGGUUUUAAGGUUCUAUCCACCUGUUGUGGGACUUGCUCGAUUAGUUGACAAAGAGAUAAGACUUGGAGACUUGGUACUACCAGCUGGAGUGGAAGUCGCUAUGCCAACAAUCGAAAUUCAACGUGAUCCUACAUUUUGGGGUGAGGAUGCAGGAGAGUUCAAACCGGAGAGGUUUGCAGAGGGAGUUUCAAAGGCUACGAAGAACCAAGUUGCGUUCUCCCCUUUCUCAUUGGGUCCCAGGAUUUGUAUCGGCCAAAACUUUGCUCUAAUAGAAGCAAAAAUGGCUUUGUCAAUGAUAUUACAGCAUUUCACAUUCGAGCUUUCCCCAUCCUAUACUCAUGCGCCUUACUUGGUUAUUACCAUGCAUCCCCAACAUGGUGCCCACUUGAUAUUACGCAAGAUCUAGCGCCAAUUAUAAUCUGUUCCUUCCAUAUACCUCUGUUGAUUAAAGUCUCCCGUAGAAGCUGGUGUAGGCAAAGUGUAGCCACUUGCUUAAACAAAUAAUGUCGCUAUUUUUUCGUGGUUUAGUAAAUGCCCAUUGUAGGACUUGAAACAACAUCUCCAUGUGGAGAAACUAUUACUGUAUUACAUGUAGUGACAAAUAUUUUCCCCUGUAGUAAAGUUGUAUAAAUUAUUGGAAGAGUAUGGAAAAGAUGUCAGGAAAAAAAAAGUUGAAUCUUGAUGAUGUACACACUCUCAUAGUUUACAUUAAUCCAAAUAAGUUUCAAGUAGAAAGAAGAAUUAGAAAGUGGCUC